AUGAGCAAGUUACUAGCGUGGAAUGAUGCGCUUUUUCUCGUGCGCUGGGAGCGGGGAAAGCUGCAGAUUCAGCGCAUGGACGUCGACAAUAAAAGCAAAACAAUUUCGCUCCAUCUUUGUACUGUCAAUAGCAAUAAUGAAACGACUGGGCUUCCAGUCGACGCUCGUCUCGUCGCUGCCAACGAAGUGGAAGACUCGAUCUUGGCAAUUCGUUAUCCAGUGUUGGUAUUUCUCUCUAUGCAAGAGGCAAGACAAAGUUUGUCAGCAAGUGACAAACGUCGGCGAUCGAUAGAGAAUUAUGAUGCAGUUGUUGCAAACAAUAAUGCUGUACUGAGUCCUACGAGCUGGCUCGUUGUGUGUAUUUUGUAUCAACAAGAGGGUACUGACGAAAUGCAAUUGCGCUUUUUAAAGAUGUUGGAAGUUCCAACACGAUUUAGAGAUGAAGAUGUUUCCGUUGAUGAGAGAAAUGCCAAUAUGCUGCAGGUUUUUGUAAUGGACGGACCUCAUGUGGUGUUAUUUGAGCGUCGAUCGCAACAUAUGACGUUGUUAAAGCUUCAAAGAGCAAUGCAGGGUAACGAGUCGUUAGAAUUUCGUCAAGCGCUGGAUGUGGCACAUGACAUGAAAGACGACGCUCCGGAGACGAAUUUGGAAGUGAUAUCUUGUACUUACGUGUCGGAGUUGUAUAGUACCUGGCCGCAUAUUCUGAUUCAUAUGCUACGGUCGUCGUCGUCAUCAUCCGACAGACACACUUGGAGUGUCGUGGAUCUUGAAGAUGACAGGGGCAAUAUCGUUAGCAACAAAAAAGCUUUGCAUUGUCACUACCUACCUGUAUUUUCCUCGGCUGCAAGGUGCAUUGGGCCAAUGUCGAAGCUUGAACAGAUAACUUGUUGUUGCUUCAUUCUCGAGAAGAGUCAAAGAGAUUUUAUAGCAUCACCUUUCUGCGAUACAGAUGCCUUCGUGUCUUGGAAUCUGGGGUCAAGUCCUCAAUCUACACAGACGAGUAUAGGUGUGUCGACGCUGGUGGUCACUGGUACUACCAGUAACACGAUAUAUGUCCAUGCAAACGGGAUUCUACUCGCCUCCUACGUGCUGCCUACUCGACCAGCUGAGAUAUGGUCCUUAUGUGAAAACCGCUCGGACCAAAGACAUGUGCUUUGUGUGCGCUGCGACGACGAUAACCGUUCGUUUUUCAUGUUGGAAUUUUCCAGUAAUGUGCAGCACGUGUCCAUGGGACUUCUAUUAUCGUUUAAACAUGUAGGUCACGCGCAUAACGUAAAUUUUGCUGGUACGCACGCGUCUGACAGCUUUACUCAAGUCCUCCUUCUCAAUGAUGUUCGAGGGAUUUUUGGCAUCUAUGAUAGCACGUACACAGUUGGGAAUAGAUCGGACGCCUAUAAAUCCCUGGAUCACAAACAGCUUGUGAAGCGCAGUGUUCUGAUCUCACAAAAGUCAUCAUCGCCUGAAAUAAAGCUAUCGUGCCAUCGACUUCGACGACAUGAAGAAAAAAAUAUGAAGGAUGGCUCCCGUUUUCGCAAAAGAUCUCGCAAUAAUGAGGACGUCAGAUUUGGUGAUGUAAAGGCAGAGCCAUUCUGCUACAUUGAACGCACUCAUAAGGCUUCGUCUCGUGAUAAAAGCGUGAACCACUUAGAAGUGAUCGAAGAUGGCGCAGCUAAUGAUUUAGCUGCUUCGCACGUGCAGCUUGGCAAACUUGCUGGUUCUCUUUUUGCACGUCUGAGCAAUGGGUUGCAGGAGCUGGAACGCCUGCAAGUAAUUGUGAGCGACAAGGUCGCACUAGCUCACCAACUCAACCAGCUUAUCGUACAACUAUGGCAAAAACUACAAGCUAAAGCGAGAAAUCCCAGUAUGAAGCACUUAUUCUUGCAGACUUUUGGGGGUUCAGCUCAAGAGGUAGACAUCCCCUACUUUGGCUCUCAGGGGCGUGCAGAAAUGGAAACGAUUGUCACGGCGACUACUGUCCGGAAUGAUGCAAAGGAUGGACCAAAUAAGCAAGAUUCAGAAUCUGAUUUGAAUGACCUUAAGCUGGAGCAGCAAGUGUCUUUGAAGCGCCUCACUCUGCUCGAAUACGCGCCGUCAUCGUCACUUGUUCACGCCGAAGUUGUCUUAACGAACAUGUCCGACUUCGCUAUUGAUGAUAGUUAUGUUUUUCUGACAGCACCAAAGGGAGGACAAACAGUUACUCAGGGCUGGAGGUGCUUGAGCUCAGUGGCGUCUGAAUUUUCUCGUGCUCGGGGCAUGACCGAAAGCCAGACAACGCAACAACAGGAAGCCCGAUUUCAGCUAGAUUUCCAGUUUGAUACAAGCUAUAUAUUCCUUCGUGAGCGAAAGCCGUUAGAGGUAAUGUUAUGGCUGCAUUGGGGACCAUCUCAGGAUGCUUUUAUCUCCAACACCACUCAAGCCUGGCAUCCAAGCGAGUCGGCUCUUGCUAUUGCGUCUGUCAAAAUUUAUCCUGAAAACCUGAUUGGAAUCGGUGAAAGGUUGCAGACAACAGUCGAAAGCAGUUGGAGCGACCAAAAUCAAUUGCUGUUCAUCUCAUCUGGCUCAAAUCUGGUAUCGUGGUCUGAACAAACGUGUACUGGAAUACCCGCUUCUAUUGAUUCCGUCAUUCGACCAACGUUUGCCCUGAUAAGCAUUAACGUGAGAUCCCGCGAAUCGAUGCUUUACGAGUUGAGAAGAUUCGCUGCAGACCUUCCCUCAGACGUUUAUGUGAUGCACAACCCGUUCCAACAUACCCACCUGGGCGUGCUACGGCGCAUGUUGUGCUCCAUGCGUCGAGAGAUUCUUACUAUUCGACGACAUCAAGGUUCACAAGACAAGGAGGAGGAAAUGGAUAAGGGGCACGGAGCAGGGGACAAGCAUACAGCGUCAACUCAUCGUGCGAUGCAAUGCGACACAGAUUUACGUGCUAACUGGUUACUACAACGACUGCAAGAGCGUGUCAACUUUCACGUGAUGUUGUUUAACGCUUGUUCCAACAAUGUAUAG
This is a messenger RNA of Peronospora farinosa, 3003 nucleotides long. The record is from the annotation of a GenBank genome assembly. Lineage: Eukaryota; Oomycota; Peronosporomycetes; Peronosporales; Peronosporaceae.